Molecule: messenger RNA, 2215 nt
Organism: Aspergillus versicolor CBS 583.65
Lineage: Eukaryota; Fungi; Ascomycota; Eurotiomycetes; Eurotiales; Aspergillaceae
Product: transcription factor domain-containing protein
Exons: 6
Coding region: 113-1993 (626 amino acids)
Biological process (GO): regulation of transcription by RNA polymerase II; DNA-templated transcription
Cellular component (GO): chromatin
Molecular function (GO): RNA polymerase II cis-regulatory region sequence-specific DNA binding; zinc ion binding; DNA-binding transcription factor activity, RNA polymerase II-specific
Source: RefSeq, a predicted model, not a curated record
GCUUCUCCCCGCACUUUUCCCCAUCACUCCUUCACACCAGCCAGCUAUAUCUCAUUUGGGUGACGGAAAUGAAAUUUAUGGUCAUCGCUCAACCAAAAAUUCCGUCUUAAAUAUGUCGCAGGGCCAAUGGCAGUGUGGGCUGUGUUCAACGCAAUUCACUCGUGCAGAGCAUCUCCGACGGCAUCUCAGAUCUCACGAGAACAAAAGACCAUAUGAAUGUAGUCUCUGCCAGCGAUCUUUCACACGACGAGACGCGAAGACUCGUCAUGAGAAGACAUGUAAAGUGCGGCACAGCGAGCAAGAUAGUUGCCUUGGAGAUGCAACGCAAAUACCUACAAGUUCCAUGCAGAUUCCGACUAAUGGGUUCGAUCACAUGUUUCAUGAGUUUGAGGACGAGUUCCUAAUGAAUAUGCCCUCUCCGUCUGACUUCUCUGCUCUGGACCGGCUAUAUGGGACACAUAUAAACCCCGAUGAUAUAAUAACUGCAGAAAGACUGGACUUUCUAGCCCGCUUCACUAGCGAGAAUGGCAUGGGGACAUUUCUUGACCAAGAGACCCUGGACGAGCGGCAAAAAAUCGUUCUAGAACACGAGAAUACCAGCGGCCAUAUAGCAACCUGUGUCGGGUCCAAUAGCCCUCGGUCCUUCUCGUCUCAGACAAUCAAGCCUUCAAUGCUCUAUAUGGACUCGGGUGAAGUUGACCCCCUAACUACAAGGGCAUUUGAGAUCCUCCAUCAUUUCCACUCCAUAACCACCCAGAAGACAGACAACAGCGUCGUGAGAUUAGAUUGGACAGGGGAGGUUGAAUAUCUAUGUCGCUCGUUUUUCUCGCCGGGUAAUAUCACCCGCUUCUUAGGAUAUUUCUGGUCGCUGUGGUAUCCUAGCUGCCCAUUCAUACAUCGUGCAUCGUUUGAUCCCCAGACUGCGCCGCCUGCUCUGCUCUGUGUCAUGCUUGUAAUCGGUGCAUGUCUCUCUCCACAUCCCGAUGAUGCAGACACGGCAAGAAUGUGGCUUGAUUGUGUGGAGGAGCUAGCCUUUAGCGAUAGGUCCUUUCGCGAGGAGUUUAGCUCUGUCCCCACUCCUGCUAUCCUGGAUCAAUACCUUGAGCGGAGGAAGAAACGAUUGGAGUGUAUUCAAACGGCGUACCUUGUCUGCUCGUUGCAGAAGAGGGAGGGGUCGACUGAGGCGCGGAAUAGAGUGCGGAGAUACAGGCAUGCUACUUUAGUUAUGCUUGCCAGAGACGUCGGACUUGUGACCGCAUCGCAUAGGGGUCUUAGUUUAGAUAGUCCCUCGGAAACAUGGUGGCAGCAGUUUGCUAUUGAGGAAGGAUUAAUCCGGACCAUAACAUACGUAUUUCUCUUCGACGCAGCCUUUACUAUAUUCCACAACUCACCACCCCGAAUGGUCAUCUCCGAACUAAAAAUGGAGAUGGCAUGUCCGGAGGCAUCUUUUCAAGCCGAAUCGGCAGAAGAAUGCUUUGUUGUCUUGGAAAACUGGAAACAAACAGUCUUCUGGACCCGCCAUUUAUCCAUCGUCGCUGUUGUGAAGAGUCUCUGCCAGAAAGAGCUGACGGCUGAAACCAUAGAGGCAUACUCCAAAAUGGGAACUCUGAAUCUAUUUACCGCCGUGCAGUGCAUCCACUCUCUAACAUUCCAUCUUAAGAAUUCUAUCAUAUUCGAGUCGACUCUGUUACCGAUCAAAACAGGAUUAGAAAAUUGGCGCCGCCUAUGGAGCAGACGCGAACCCGAGGAUAGGAACAUCCUAAACAGCCCCGACACGCUAUGGAAGAAAUUUGGACACGCCAGCUACUCUGCAGAGUUAUGGCACCUGGCGCGUAUUAUCGUUGAGAAGAUUGGGGACGACAUUGCGGAUGUUGGAGAGGACUCAGAUCCUGUGCUUGAGCAGCCGAAGAAGAGAUAUGACAAUACCGAUAUGAAAGAUGUGAAUGGGUUGAUUAUGGAGUAUAGGCGGUUGAGUUUGGGUGGGGCUAUUUGAUGCUUUAGAGUGGUUGUAUAUUCGGUUGUCAUGGUGGUCGAAGGAUUCGCCACGAAAGGCCGUGGGGCAAUGGGAACAUGAUAUCCUGGAUGGCAUCCUCAGAUGCUGUGGCUGGGUCUUUGUCAAGUGAUUGUUCCGACGAGUUGGUCUGCAACGCGCUGCGUUUUAUCUUGUGGUAUUCCCCGAAUGCACGAAGACGUGGUGUCAUCUCGGCGAGGGCCU